Nematostella vectensis (starlet sea anemone) is the source of this 1358-nucleotide messenger RNA. Its product is annotated as fibroblast growth factor 1. Bases 199 to 858 code for a protein of 219 amino acids. The transcript is spliced from 3 exons. Gene Ontology annotation, molecular function: fibroblast growth factor receptor binding; growth factor activity. Gene Ontology annotation, biological process: cell differentiation; fibroblast growth factor receptor signaling pathway; animal organ morphogenesis. Gene Ontology annotation, cellular component: cytoplasm. NCBI's taxonomy places the organism in Eukaryota, Metazoa, Cnidaria, Anthozoa, Actiniaria, Edwardsiidae. The record is from RefSeq and is a predicted model, not a curated record.
CGUUGUGGUGAGUUGAGAGACGUCACGUAUCUGCCACAUAUUUAUUGGCUGACUAACCCAAACAUAAACACGGGGAUUUGCUAACCUGAGAAUGACUUAAUGAAAAAAUAGCCAUCGCAACCUUUUCAUGUCUUUAGAGUUCAACACUACUUGAGAAUACAUUCAAUUUUGCAAGAAAUUAGUAGAAAAUAAUUAACAAUGUCAAGUGAGUCUCUGAGAGAGAUGAGCCAGGCGCGAUUUUCUGAGACUCUGCCUUCACUGAGGAAGUAUACUCGUAAGCGGCAGCUGCUGGCAAAAAAUGGAUAUUACCUUGAGAUAUUCCCAAAUGGCGAGGUUGGCUGCACUAGGGACGGCUCAAGUCCAAAUAGUGUGCUAGAGUUCUUGUCAGUCGGUCCAGACCUAAUAGCGAUUGGUGGACAUGCAGCAGACAAAUACCUUGCGGUGGACAACCAGGGCAAGAUAUUCACAUCGAACUCGGAACGCAAGGAGUGUGUCUUCAGAGAGUUGACCGGGAAGAAUUUCUACACCCUUAUACGCACUUGCCACUCGGAUAAACACGGCCACGGAUGGUACCUAUCAAUCAACAAUCGCGGGCGGGUGGCGACCAAGACGUGCACUUACAGUGAUCACCCACAACUCCACUUUAUUGUGAAAGUAAUCAAAGAGAAUCAAGAAAAUAAUGGGAAAUCUGAGAGUACACGGAAUUCGACCCCGGUAUGGAGAAGGCAGUCAAUGGAGGACUUCGAAUUGAUUGAUUUUAACUCAUUUACACCAAGCCCCAUGAGUGGGAUGUCACAGAGGAGUUCUCAGUCCGAGGACGAGUCUUCUGGUUCGGUAGAAAAUUAUACUUCAUGUUAAUAAGUACAUUUUGAUCAUGUAUCACAAAAAUUAGCUUGUGAUACUGUGAUAAGGAGUAUGAUAAGGUUGAAAAACGUGGUUCUUCUAUAUUCCACAAAAAACUGCUACGGAGCAAUUUUGUAGUCAUUGCAAUUUAUGUCAGAUCAGUUUACAGUGAAUUCUCGAAUCUUGAAAAAUUAGAAUUCCCUUUUUUUUACCCGUUAAGUGGAUAUCUUGUCAAAGAAAUUGCGGACAUUUGGACAAACUCCCGAGGAUUCCCCUGUUUUCUCAUGCGGAGGCUAAUAGGCGACUUGCAAUAAGCAAUCACGUGACCCACGUCAAAAUAAACACAGAAAUGCUUAGGGGCCACGAAAAAAUAAAAAUCUUUAAAUGAAAAUAGGAGAGAAAGCUUGCCACACAAAAAGUCACAAGUACAAGUCCCCCAUGGUUUGUCUCGUAUCUCUGUCGACCCAAUAUCUUUGUCUAGAUUUUGUCGCACAAUAAACUCUACUGAACAACAA